AUGUCGAACCCCCUGGACACGGAUGCGGGCUCGGAGAUGUUCGCUAGCUACGAGAAUGAGCUCAAACUCGUACAAGCCGAUCUCAACCAGAAGCUGGACCAGAUCGCCGAAGCCACCGGCGAACAGCGCAAGAAUGCCAUCCGACAGGCGGAGCAGGUCCUAGACGAGGCAACAGAGCUGCUCGAUCAAAUGCGCAUGGAGAAGCAAAAUAUCCCCUCAGCCUCUCGUUCGAAAGUCAACCAGCGUUUCCGAAACUAUUCCUCCGACAUUGACGAAAUCAAGCGCAAGAUGAAGACCCUCUCGGAUGACCGUAAAGCACUCUUCGGCGACCGAUACACCGACGAUCCGCAAGACGAGCAUCUCGAGCAGCGCCAACAACUUCUUUCCGGUACAGAGCGGCUAGAGCGCAGCUCCGCCAGACUGCAGGACAGCCAGCGGAUGGCUCUGGAGACCGAGGAUAUUGGACGUGGCGUGCUGGGCGAUCUGUAUGUCCAGCGACAGACAAUCCAACACACGCGCGAAAAUCUUCACCAGAGCGAGGGUUAUGUCGAUACCAGCAUCAAGACUUUGAGGGGCAUGGCCCGUAGGAUGGCUACAAAUCGGAUAAUCACCAUCGCUAUCAUUACAGUUCUCGUGCUUCUCAUUAUUGCCGUCAUCUGGAGCAAAUUCCAUUAG
This is a messenger RNA of Penicillium argentinense, 675 nucleotides long. Its product is annotated as v-SNARE protein VTI1. The record is from RefSeq and is a predicted model, not a curated record. Gene Ontology annotation, cellular component: ER to Golgi transport vesicle membrane; late endosome membrane; endoplasmic reticulum membrane. The transcript is spliced from 3 exons. NCBI's taxonomy places the organism in Eukaryota, Fungi, Ascomycota, Eurotiomycetes, Eurotiales, Aspergillaceae. Gene Ontology annotation, molecular function: SNARE binding; SNAP receptor activity. Gene Ontology annotation, biological process: Golgi to vacuole transport; vesicle fusion with Golgi apparatus; macroautophagy. The coding region runs from base 1 to 675 and encodes 224 amino acids.